This is a messenger RNA of Periconia digitata, 1370 nucleotides long. Lineage: Eukaryota; Fungi; Ascomycota; Dothideomycetes; Pleosporales; Periconiaceae. The record is from the annotation of a GenBank genome assembly.
UCGUAACAGCAAUAAUAAUGCCGGGCAGCGAUGCUUCGUCCUCCCAGAAUCCCCCUUCCACGGGCGACGGGCCUCCAUCAGCACCUGCCUCCGCCCGAGCCGCAUCGCGGAACAGUGGUGUGCCUCCACCAACCAUCAACGAUACAACCGACUCCACUCAAACCAUGUUUUCCGGGUACAACACUAAAAAGCGAGUCAAUGAGCGCUACAAGAUUGUUGGUUUCAUUAGCAGUGGUACCUACGGCCGUGUCUACAAAGCAGAAGGCAAAAAUGGUCGUGUGGGUGAAUUCGCUAUUAAAAAAUUCAAGCCGGACAAAGAGGGCGAGCUUCAAUACUCUGGCAUCUCACAGUCUGCCAUUCGGGAAAUGGCCCUAUGCACCGAACUGGCACACCCCAAUGUUGUACAUACGGUCGAAAUUAUCCUAGAAGAGAAGUGCAUCUUCAUUGUGUUUGAAUAUGCAGAACACGAUUUGCUGCAGAUCAUACACCAUCAUAACCAGCCCCAGCGCCAGGCCAUUCCCGCAAAGACCAUCAAAUCAAUUCUCUUCCAGCUCCUGCAGGGUCUAGUUUACCUCCACAGGAACUGGGUCAUGCAUCGGGAUCUCAAGCCCGCCAAUAUCAUGGUCACGAGUGCCGGUAAAGUCAAGAUUGGCGAUCUCGGUCUGGCGAGGCUCUUUUAUAAGCCAUUGCAAUCAUUGUUCUCCGGUGACAAAGUCGUAGUCACCAUAUGGUAUCGCGCGCCCGAACUGUUGCUGGGAAGCCGUCAUUAUACGCCAGCCGUUGAUCUGUGGGCUGUGGGCUGUAUCUUCGCUGAGCUGUUAUCACUGCGACCCAUAUUCAAGGGAGAGGAAGCGAAGAUGGAUAGCAAAAAGACGGUACCGUUCCAGCGUAACCAGAUGCAGAAGAUUGUGGAGAUCAUGGGUAUGCCAAGUAAGGACCGAUGGCCACUGUUGACCGCCAUGCCGGAAUACCCACAGCUCUCAUCCCUGGCUGCGAGCAACGCGCGAUUCCAUCGACCGCAAGGACUGGAGACCUGGUACCAGACUUGCCUCAAGAACAACCAAUAUCCUCCCGGGUCUGGUCCUGAUACACCUGGGCCGGAAGGGUUUUCUCUUCUUCAGCAACUUCUCGAAUACGACCCCCAAAAGCGGCUGACAGCUGAGAACGCAUUGCAGCAUCCAUAUUUCACUGCGCAUGACAGCAAGCCUUCGGAAAGUUGCUUCGAGAACUCCAAGAUAAAAUACCCAGUGCGACGCGUGAGCCAAGAGGACAACGACAUCCGCACGUCAAGCCUGCCCGGCACCAAGAGGUCCGGAUUGCCAGACGACUCUUUGAUUGGAAGACCCGCGAAGAGAUUGAAAGAAGGAUAA